AUGUUUUCUCAUCAAGAUCGAGACCGCGAUAGGAAGGAGGACGGUGGUGGAGACGGUACUGAGAUGAAAUCCAAGAGUCGGAGUCAGCCAAGUGGACUUAAUCGCGUGAAAAAUCUUUCAAGAAAGCUAUCGGCAAAGUCAAGAAAGGAACGCAAGGACCGCGAUAGCACAGACAACAGUUCGAAAAUGUCGUCUCCAGGAGGAGAAACGUCGACGAAGCAGCAACAAGAGCUCAAAGCUCAAAUCAAAAUCGGACAUUACAUUCUCAAGGAGACACUCGGAGUUGGUACUUUUGGUAAAGUAAAAGUUGGAAUCCAUGAGACAACUCAAUACAAAGUGGCUGUCAAGAUUCUGAACCGUCAGAAGAUCAAGUCACUGGAUGUCGUUGGAAAGAUUCGCCGCGAAAUCCAAAACCUCUCGCUCUUCCGCCAUCCGCAUAUCAUCCGCCUCUACCAAGUCAUCAGUACACCUUCUGACAUUUUCAUGAUUAUGGAGCACGUUUCCGGCGGGGAGCUCUUUGACUACAUUGUUAAGCACGGACGGCUGAAGACCGCAGAAGCUCGUCGCUUCUUUCAACAAAUCAUUUCCGGCGUUGACUACUGUCAUCGUCAUAUGGUUGUCCAUAGAGAUUUGAAGCCAGAGAAUUUGUUGCUCGAUGAGCAGAACAAUGUGAAGAUUGCGGACUUUGGACUUUCAAAUAUUAUGACGGAUGGUGACUUCUUACGCACCAGCUGCGGAUCGCCAAAUUAUGCUGCCCCUGAGGUUAUUAGCGGAAAGUUGUACGCAGGUCCCGAAGUUGAUGUAUGGUCGUGUGGAGUCAUUUUGUAUGCACUUCUUUGUGGAACCCUGCCAUUUGAUGAUGAGCACGUGCCAAGUCUUUUCAGAAAAAUUAAAUCUGGCGUAUUCCCAACUCCAGACUUUCUGGAGCGCCCAAUUGUAAAUCUGCUUCACCAUAUGCUCUGCGUAGACCCGAUGAAGAGGGCCACCAUCAAGGACGUCAUUGCUCACGAGUGGUUCCAGAAGGAUUUGCCGAACUACUUGUUCCCACCAAUCAACGAGAGUGAGGCUUCCAUUGUUGAUAUUGAGGCUGUCCGAGAGGUCACUGAGUUUCAGCGCUAUCAUGUCGCCGAAGAGGAAGUCACCUCAGCAUUGCUGGGAGAUGAUCCACAUCACCAUUUGUCGAUUGCAUAUAACUUGAUUGUUGAUAACAAGAGAAUUGCCGAUGAGACUGCCAAGUUGUCAAUUGAGGAGUUUUAUCAAGUGACGCCGAAUAAGGGACCUGGACCAGUUCAUCGCCAUCCAGAGCGCAUUGCAGCGUCAGUCAGCAGCAAGAUCACACCAACUCUCGACAACACGGAAGCCAGUGGCGCGAACCGCAACAAACGUGCCAAGUGGCAUCUGGGUAUCCGAUCCCAAAGUCGUCCGGAAGACAUCAUGUUCGAGGUGUUCCGUGCGAUGAAGCAGCUGGACAUGGAGUGGAAGGUGCUCAACCCAUAUCAUGUGAUUGUUCGUCGCAAGCCUGAUGCACCCGCUGCCGACCCGCCAAAGAUGUCGUUGCAGUUGUACCAAGUGGAUCAGAGAAGUUACUUGUUGGAUUUCAAGAGUUUGGCCGACGAGGAGUCUGGAUCCGCCAGUGCAUCUUCAUCCCGACACGCAUCAAUGUCUAUGCCGCAGAAGCCGGCCGGAAUUCGUGGAACUAGAACGUCAAGCAUGCCACAGGCGAUGAGUAUGGAGGCGAGUAUUGAGAAAAUGGAAGUGCAUGAUUUUUCGGACAUGUCGUGCGAUGUGACACCACCACCAUCUCCUGGAGGAGCUAAGCUUUCCCAGACUAUGCAAUUCUUUGAGAUUUGCGCCGCAUUGAUUGGAACACUGGCUCGUUAAGCACUCCUUGAUGCCAACAAUGCUCUGUGUAAAAUUCAACUUUUCUGUCUCAAAAUUUAUUUCUUCCAUUCCUUGUAUUAAGCUUGAAACCCCCGUUUCUUAUAUUGGUUCACUUUGUUGCAGCUUACAGUAUCUUUGUAUUUUUUUUCUUGACUCUGUUUGGUUUUGCCCCUCCCCCCUUCACCUCCGUAAAUGCCACGUAUUUUAAUUGAUGCUAUUCUAGUGCCGCUUUCAUUUUCAGCCAAUUUUGACAAGUAACCAUACAAAUAAUUAUUUAAAGUUAUGACUUGACUUGUCACCCCCUUUGUUUCUGUGAAUAGAUUUUCCUUCAGCGAGUGAUUGUUUCUGUUUUUUAUAUGUUUCUCUUCAGUAGUUUUUUUUUCUGUCUUUUAAACUCCCCUUCUCCUACUUCUUUGUGUCUAUUGUAAGUAAAAUAUUAAUUGAAUAAUUUCCUACCCAAAAUUAUUCAAUUAUUCUCAUGUAAAUUUUUAUUUUAAGACACAACAUUGCAAUGGUAACUUUAAAACAAGAAAAAACAAAUUCAGAAA
Caenorhabditis elegans is the source of this 2429-nucleotide messenger RNA. RefSeq names its product 5'-AMP-activated protein kinase catalytic subunit alpha-2 (gene aak-2). The transcript has 10 exons. Gene Ontology annotation, cellular component: cytoplasm. Gene Ontology annotation, biological process: nematode pharyngeal pumping. The coding region runs from base 1 to 1881 and encodes 626 amino acids. Lineage: Eukaryota; Metazoa; Nematoda; Chromadorea; Rhabditida; Rhabditidae. Gene Ontology annotation, molecular function: protein serine kinase activity; ATP binding; AMP-activated protein kinase activity. The record is from RefSeq and is marked reviewed.